Zeugodacus cucurbitae (melon fly) is the source of this 3124-nucleotide messenger RNA. It is a transcript of the gene Vps50, whose product is annotated as syndetin. The coding region runs from base 96 to 3029 and encodes 977 amino acids. Gene Ontology annotation, biological process: retrograde transport, endosome to Golgi; endocytic recycling. Gene Ontology annotation, molecular function: SNARE binding. Gene Ontology annotation, cellular component: EARP complex. The transcript has 11 exons. The record is from RefSeq and is a predicted model, not a curated record. NCBI's taxonomy places the organism in Eukaryota, Metazoa, Arthropoda, Insecta, Diptera, Tephritidae.
CGCUAACAGUUUAAUGCAACCCAUCAAUAUGUGAUAACUGUCAUCUUUAUUGUUAAACAUUUGCGAACUCUCCUCCCAACGGUCUUAGCAGAAAAAUGCAUCAUCCAAGAGCAAAAAUGGAUGAAUUUAAAACAAAGUUUAUGGACUUGCUGCACAAACAGACCAAUAGGCAGUUGAAAAUACCAGCUAUGGGUUUCUCCGAUUACUUCAUACAGAGUGUCACUACUGAGCCUACGGAUGCUUCUGCCAACAAGCUGAAAGUUGGAAGCAAUGGAUCAUCGUUAACACCAAGUAGUGAAAAUGAGGUGUCGAAUUCCGAUAAUCCUGAUAUUACUGCCAACGCACAAAAAUCGGAUCAGGAAAUACUGGAGAGCAUAGAGGAAAUCUAUUUUCAAACUGAAGGGGAGGAGGGUUGCAAUGUGCACGGUCAAUACGAACUUCAGAAAGUUCUUAGUAAUGGCGUAAAUUAUCAACUCAUAGAUGGGACAAUUGCACAAUUGCGUACACAGCAUAAAGUUUUAUCCAAACAAGUGCUACAAAAUAUACUAGAGCAACGCAGCGCUUGCAAUGAGGAGUUUGCAACCAUAAAUGAUAUACAAAAAGAGUUGGAAGAGUCAUUGUGGACUUGUCGAAAAGCGCGUUCUUAUUUAAAUUAUGCAAAAGUCAAUUUGACCACAACAAGCCUGGAAAUAUUGGCAUCUUAUCGUAAGCGUGAAAUACUUAAGGAGCUUUUAAAUACAUUGCUUGCAAUUAAAAAGCUAAAAUCAACCGAUGUUGAAGUGCAAAAGUUUCUUUCCGACUACAACUACUCUGGUGCAAUUGGUUUAUUGCUUAAGUGUAAAGAUUCUGCUGCAGAGUAUAUGCAAUACAAUUGCGUGCAGUCAUUGAAUAAGAAGCUGCAGGAAACUCUCUUGCUUACCGAGUUCCAAUUAGAUACGGUGCUUAACGAGAUGAUUUUAAAUUUUGACAUGCGAAAGUAUGCGAAGCUACAAGAAGCUUACAAACUUCUAAACAAAUCUCUAAUUGCUAUGGAUCAGCUGCACAUAAAUUUCAUCUCGGCCAUACAUUCCUCUGUGAACUCAGUUUUACGCGCGUACAACGAUCCUAAUAUCGAUGAAAAUAUGAAAUUCCUUUUCGAACAACUUUGUGAACAAGUGACUGUGGACAAAUACAUUUCCUGCUUAAUCAGUUUAUGCAAAACAUUCUGGACCAUAUUGGCGUCCUACUACCAAAUUGUAGUAUGGCAUCAGAAUUAUAAGCUCUAUCCUUUAGACAUGGCCGACUCGCCCGAUAUUUAUAUACAAGAAAAACUGAAGAAAGGUCAAUCGCGCAUUUGGAAUGAUAUACUAACAAAGAUUUGCACUUUCCUACAAAGCACUAAGCUGAAAACGCUCAAGUAUGAUCAAUUUAUACAAGUGUUAUCCAUUGUGCAGCGUUUGAAAAAGGUUGGUGUGGAGUUUUGUGGUGAACAGUCCGAGAAAUUGAUUGAAACCAUGCAAGUUCAAAGUCAGGAGUUCUUCCAACGUUAUCACAUAACAUGCCUGGAGGAGAUCUGUCUCUUUUUGGAUAAUGAAUCGUGGACAAUGGUGGAUUCUUUUGUUAAUAUACUCCAGCUGCCGGAAUUUCGUUCUGUGCGCAAUACGUUAAGACGACAUAAAUCACCGCCUGUCGCCCAUUUGCUGGUCUCAGCGUCAUCGGUAAAUAACUCACCUACGAGCAAUAACAAUUGUGACGAAUUAGUGUCGGUGCAUUCGCAAGACGGUGGUAGUUCCAUUUACGGUUCCUAUGGUUACUUUCUGCGUUUCUCCGAGAAGAGUUCACCUUUCGAUGGUGGGCUGGAUGUGGCUAUGCUUGAAGAGGACAUACUCUCGGGCAUUGUAGACGAGGCAUCCUGCUACUUUUCCGAAGAGAGUGAUGACGAGCAGAAAAGCAUGCAGAGUAAAUACGAAGAUGAAGCUGGCAGUGCGUGUGUGAUUGUGAACAACACCACAUUGAACGUGUUCCGUUGCAUCGGGCGUUACUUACAGAUGUGCAAGUUAUUGCACUGCAUUUCACCGAAAAUUGUUGCGAGCAUGUUGGAAUUGAUGGAUUUCUACGCUUACGCAGUGCAUGAGAUCUUCGGUAAAGAUGCUCCCGUGACGAUGGAAAAAUUUUACAACGCACGGCUUGAGCAAAAGCUGCAAACAGUGCUGCAGCAUGUUGUUACAAACAUAAAAAUUUGGCCACUCAACUUCACAUCACUAAUCAAUAAUGAGCUGGCGAAUCCAGAUACACUGUACGGCCUAUCGCAGCGCAUUGUUGCGGUGGAGAGUGGACAUUGUAUGACACAGCAAUUCCAAACUCUACACAAUUACCUCAAUCACCUGUUACCGCCACAAGAGCGACCCAUGCUGACGGCUUAUUUCGAUUAUAUCGAGUUUAUGGCUGACAUUGCCCGUCCGGUGUACACCUGCGUUACGUCGCGCGUCAUUGACUUGCAAGCGGUCUUGGCAAUGAUGGCCAAAGUUAAGUGGGAUGUCAAUCAUGUCAGCUUUCAACAUAACAGUUAUAUUGAUAUAAUGAAUCGGAAUAUUCAAAGCUUUGCCAUGCGUUUGGAGGAAAUCGCCAAAGAAACAAAUCUACCAGCGGAAACUAUAUGGAAUUCUAUGGCUCACGUCGCGUCGCAUUUACUAGUAGAAGGCUUUUCGAAUGUAAAAAAAUGCUCCGCCGGCGGUCGUGCGCUAAUGCAGCUAGAUUUUACAAAUUUUAUGUCCAUACUCGAGUUGAUUUCCAAUCAAAAAUAUCCAGAGCACCGUCUUUAUGUGGACAGUUUCAUCAAAGCAUAUUAUUACUCAAAUGAACAAUUCGAAGAAUGGAUUGAUACACAACGCAAUCUGGAGCAAUAUUCCACAAAGCAACUAACAAAUCUCAUACAAUGCGUUUGUGUAAGCGAUAAACGCACCAGACAGAAAUUAUUACAAUUAUUAGGUGGUAAUAACACUAGUGUUGGCAAUGGCAAUAAUCUCAAUUUAAGUACAAGUAGCACAUAGUUGGUAUAAUAUAAGCAACAAGACAACGUCAUAUUAAGCGUCGUCUAUUUGGCCACUGCACAAAUAUUUAUAAUUUAAGAAAUUUGUAUGUUACA